GAGAUGAUCAGUGAAAAAAGUACUGCUUUACAAUCUUUGGAUGACUUGUUUGAAAGGCCAUCUUAUUUUGGCAAUCCUCACGAGGAUCAAGAUAUGAGAGAAUUCAAAGACCUUUUGAAAAAGAUGCUAGUUGUGAAUCCUACAGAGCGGAUCAGCCCGUUAGAUGCUCUGAAACACAACUUCAUUACAAUGAAGCAUCUUCCCAUCUUCAGCGAUGACUCGUAUGUAAAGGAAGCCUUCAAAAUAAUGUCGCAGUGCCAACCCAUCAAAGUGAACAAACCUGAGUGUGAAAACACAAUCAGCUCACAUCCUGGUCCCAUUAUGGCUCCACCUGUCAAUACUAAACCAGAAGCAGAUGACAGUGAUGUUAUAGACAAACCUCUGAGUUACAACCCAGAUGAUGCUCAAAAACAUAGUUUUAUUGGAAUGAAGCAUCUAUCUGUCAACAACAGUGACUUGUAUGCAAACGAAACUACGUCACAAUGCCAAGUCAUCUCAGAGGAUUUACCUGUGGAGUGUGAAAGCUCACACUCACACACCUCACAUCCUGGUCCCAUUAUGGCUCCACCUGUCAAAACUAACCCAGAAGCAGAAGACAGUGAUGUUAUAGACGAACCUCUGAGUGACAACCCAGAUGAUGCUCAAAAACAUAGUUUUAUUGAAGUGGAGCAUCUAUCUGUCAACAACAGUGACUUGUAUGCAAACGAAGCACACAAAACUACGUCACAAUGCCAAGUCGUCUCAGAGGAUUUACCUGUGGAGUGUGAAAGCUCACACUCACACACCUCACAUCCUGAUCCCACUGUGGCACUGCCUGAGAAAGACUUUAAACACAAAAAACCUUUCAGAAAUCUUAGAAAGUUUUUUGCCAGAAUUUUCAACAUCCAUCACGUCCUGUCUUAGAACUUAACACUUAACAUGGCCAGAGAACCAUUUCUACUGAUAAUGUCUGCAAAAGAUAUGCAUGACGUCACUGAUGAUGUCACAAAUGCAAAUUAAUUAAUUAUUAAUUAAAACACAUUAACGUCCGAGGACGAAAAAUAAAGAUAGAAUAAAGAGUCCAGUUUAGAGGUGGAUAGUAAUAGGUUGCCAUUGGCAUGGCAAUCCUAAAUAAUCUUUGAAGGACACAAUAAAUACUCUGAAGGAUGAAAUCAAUUCUGGCUCAAUUUAAUCGGCUACACAGAAACAAACCUUUAUACAUACAAAUAAUACUUGGG
This is a messenger RNA of Austrofundulus limnaeus, 1217 nucleotides long. RefSeq lists its product as uncharacterized. The record is from RefSeq and is a predicted model, not a curated record. Gene Ontology annotation, biological process: smoothened signaling pathway; intrinsic apoptotic signaling pathway in response to DNA damage by p53 class mediator; positive regulation of transcription by RNA polymerase II. Gene Ontology annotation, molecular function: transcription corepressor activity; protein serine/threonine kinase activity; protein tyrosine kinase activity. NCBI's taxonomy places the organism in Eukaryota, Metazoa, Chordata, Actinopteri, Cyprinodontiformes, Rivulidae. Gene Ontology annotation, cellular component: cytoplasm; nucleus; PML body.